Messenger RNA from Spodoptera litura, 1709 nucleotides. RefSeq names its product transmembrane protein 135. The record is from RefSeq and is a predicted model, not a curated record. NCBI's taxonomy places the organism in Eukaryota, Metazoa, Arthropoda, Insecta, Lepidoptera, Noctuidae.
CCAUGCAGUUUCACAAAUAGGACGAUUUAUGAAAAUCCAAGAUGGUGGUUGUUAGCAAGCAGUUGUUUGACGCAGUGUGCCGUGAUGCCCAUUGCAGUCUCAUGACCCACCCCUGGAACGAAAGCUGUAUCAAAGCAUGUCCAGGGUUAUACAAAGAUGCUAUUAUUGGCAGUGCCAAGUUCUACUCUAUUAUUUACCUUGCACAAAUCUUGAUGCGAGGAAAGAAAAUGAUGAAAAAAGAACAAUGGAUCAAGAUGGGAGAAUAUUACGUGAGGUCCACCAUGUUAGGAUUUAUGGUCACAUCUGUGGGCCCCAACAUUAGUUGUUUAAUUAGAAAAAUGUUAGGGGAUCAAUUCUAUUCUUCAACGUACCUGUUCAUACCUUUUGGUGUGUGUGGACUCUUCAUUUACUUGGAGCCACCUAGCAGAAGAGGGCUGGUUAUUAAUCUGUUUUGUAACUUGCUAAUCGAGUACUAUAUAAAAGUUUUGGAACGAGCUGGAUUUCCGACUGUAACGAGAACACAUCAGACGCUGAUGUUCAUGUUGGGCAGUUCCUUAUUGUUCUACCUCAUGAGGCUAGAAGGAGACAAGAAGGAGAGGACUCCCUUGUUUUGGCUAUUUACUCCAGAAAAAGUAAAAAGAAAAACAACCGAAUCGGAUAGUCCUUGUCCGCAUAAAGGGAUAUGUGAAAAAUAUGUUGCAAAAGGUUUUGCCACAUAUUUUGGAGUAGGUCUCGGUAUAUCUUUAGCGAGACUGAUCAUACCAAAAAUUUCAACUCCAAUAAAGGCGAUAUCUUCGAUUAGAAGUAAACACUUCAAGUUAGCAAUGUUCUUCGGCAGUUAUAUCGGUAUUUACAGAGCAGUGGUAUGCUACUUGUGUCGUAAGCAAGGAUUCGACUCGGCAUUGUACGCGUUACCAGCUGGUUAUGCCGCGGGAAUAUCAUUUUUAUUCAACCCUAGUUUAGGGUUGUCUAUAGCGUCAUUGACUGCAGCGUUUAAGUUGUAUUCAACAAUUUUAUACGAGAAGAAAAUCUUGCCAUCAAACAUACCUCUACCGGAGUUGUUAUACUGCUUUUGCCAAGGAACACUAUUCAAUGCUCGCAUCGUGGAUCCUGAUGCAUGCCCCAGCUACGUGUUCAAUCUUAUGAAGUCUUGCAGUAAUGGAAGAUCCGAGCACGUAUUUAAAAGUUUCUCCGAAGUAAUUCGACAUGCGAUAUAAUAUUUAGAAUAAUUAAGCAAUUUUAGACCAAAUAUUUUUACAAUAUUACUUGUUUCUGUAAGAUUUAAAAACAAUCAUGUUUUUAUACAAAUAGUUUAUCACAAUGGCGUCCGAUCCGAACAUAAUUAAGAGAUGUCUAUUUCGAUGAUUACACCAAAGAAAUAAAAAUAUAUAUUGUGGUGGGUGGAGGUGUGGUAGGCCAUAUUAUAUAACUGUAUUAUACAGGACGGUGCUGAGAAUAAGCGCUGUGGACUCGAGCCUUGCGCUGCGAUGCACCAUGACCUUCUUUAUGUGUCUUCUUGCAUUGUAAUCUGCAUGCAUGUCGAGGCGUAAUAAACGGGUUCUCUUUCUUUCUUUUACCUAUAUAUGUGAUACAAAAACUUUUAUGACAUCAAUAUUGCAUUGUCCAUUAGUCUGUUCGUGUCCCUUCGUCCAGCAUACUCACCAUGGAAUCCUGAUAUUUCAUGAAUGUCAAAAAACUGUUCUGAAAUA